AUGCAUCGAAAGAAAGACUUUCAAAAAGUGCUACUUUCGCAGCCACAUGGGAAAAAUGCUAGUACCGCAGAGAACGCAGCAGUUAAACGUAAUGCUGGACGUAUGGAUACGGAAAGUGAUGAAGAUUUACGAGCGCAAGUUCGUAAUGACGUUAAUGAAGAGAAUUUGUUGAAUAUGGAAAUUCCUCCGAUGCCCGAACCCAUAAUGAGCGCAGAUGGAAGUGGGCAACGGCUUAUGAUAACUAGCAUUGAUGUUGAAAAUUUCAAGUCUUAUUAUGGUAAACAUGUUCUGGGUCCUUUCCAUCAGAAUUUUUCGGCCAUAAUUGGUCCUAACGGCAGCGGAAAAAGCAAUGUAAUUGAUUCUUUGCUCUUUGUCUUUGGUUAUCGUGCAUCAAAAAUUCGUUCCAAAAAAAUAAGCGUUUUGAUUCAUUCCUCAGCUGGUCGGGAAAACAUAUCAAGUUGUACUGUCGGUGUUAAUUUCCAGAAAAUUAUUGAUUUGCCUGAUGGAAGCUAUGACGUUGUGCCAUCCAGCCUGUUUACCGUCAGUCGAACUGCAUUUCGUGAUAACUCUUCAAAAUAUACUUAUAACGGUAAAACGAUGCAAUUCAAAGAUAUUGCUGUAUUGUUGCGAGGCGUAGGAAUUGAUCUUAUUCAUAAUCGUUUCCUCAUUCUGCAGGGUGAAGUCGAACAAAUUGCUUUGAUGAAACCGAAAGCUUUAAGUGAAAAUGAUGAUGGCAUGUUGGAAUAUUUGGAAGAUAUCAUUGGUUCAAGCAGGCUCAAAAUUCCAAUUGAAACAAUUCAGCGGAAAAUUGAUCAGUUGCAAGAAGAGCGUUCUGCGCAGUUGAACCGCACGAAAUUUGCAGAAAAGGAAAAAAAUGAUGCUGAAGGACCGAUGAAAAGUCUUAUUGCAGAUCUUCGUGUUGAUAAUGGUAUCGCACUGACGAAGAAUCGUUUGCUGCAAGCUGAUCGAUGUAAGGCUAAAUCGGAACUGAGGGAAGAUGAGGAGAAAAAAGAGGAGUUUGAGAAGGAUCUGGAGGACAUAAAAAAACGACAGGAAGAAGUCUUAGCUUUGCAGAAGAACAGGAAAGAUGAACAGAAGCAACUGCAGAGAUCCUUUGAGAAAGCACAGGAAGAAUAUGAAAAGACGAAGCAUCAACUUAAUGAACUGGGACAAGCGGAACAAAAGCGGAAAGCUGAGUUGCUUCGUCUCAGUGACAGGAAGAAGAAAUUGACUGAUGACAUCACGAACGAAGAGAAGAAGAUAUCUGAAUUGAAACAGGUACCAACAAAAGCGAAAAGCAAACUGGAGGAAUAUCGUGAAAUAUUAAAUGGAAUUGAUGAUGUGAUUGCUCAAAAGCAAGUCGAAGUCGACACCCAUUUAAAAGAACUACAAGAGCAAACUAUAAAGUUUCAAAGUCCGAAAAAGGCACUGGAGGAACAAGUCGGGGAACUUACUGCUAAAGAAGAUGAGGCAAGCAGCAAGUUAACGCUGGCUCAAGAAGCACUUCAACUUAUGCGUAGAGAAGAGGAAGUGGCGAAGAAAAAACUUUCGGAAAUUCAGACAUCUCUCAAUGAUGUAAAAACUCUCUUGGAGUCCAAAAUAAACGAUCUGAAUAAGGUAAAGCAAGCAAUUCCAAAUGUCGACAAAGAGCUUCAUAAUGCGAGAUUAGAAAUGGCAGACAAACGGAAGGAAGAAGCAGAAUGCGCUGAAAAUGUUCGCCAAUGUAUGGCAAAGUUCGAGAAAAAACGGCGAGUGGUGGAAGCGUUUCAAAGCCAAAGCAAUGUAUUGAGACGUUUGAUGGCUGAGAAAUCAUCUGGGAACAUACCGGGGAUAUAUGGUCGUCUCGGUGAUCUCGGUGCAAUUGAUGAAAAGUAUGAUGUUGCUAUUUCGACAACAUGUCGAGCGUUGGAUUAUAUAGUGGUUGAUAAUGUUGAUACUGCUCAAAUGUGCGUGGAAUUUCUGAGGUGCGAGAAUUUGGGCAUUGCCUCCUUCUUGGUACUCGAUAAGCAGGAUAAACUCCGUCCGUAUAUGGCAAAGCUAAGCUCUACACCUGAAAAUGCACCUCGAUUGUUUGAUUUAAUUCGUGUAGCAGAUCCAGCAGUACUACCCGCAUUCUAUUUUGCCUUGCGUGAUACUUUGAUAGCAGAUGAUAUUACGACUGCAACACGUAUUGGCAUUGGUGGCUCGAGACGUUACCGAGUGGUUACACUGAAAGGUGAAGUAAUUGAAACAAGCGGUUCUAUGACAGGUGGUGGAAGAUCUGAACGAAGAGGUAGGAUUGGUCAAAGUAUCAAAAUUGACACUUCGAAAGAAUCAUCUGAAGAGGUUGUUGAGUUACAGAAUCUACUGACAGAAGAGCAGAAUCGGCUGAAUAAUUUGCGUAGUGUUAUUCAUCAGUUCGAUUCUCGCAUAAUAUCGCUUCAAGCUGAUUACGAUAGACUGAAGAAAAAUGAGCAAAAUUUAUCAAAUGACAUUGAACCUCUUGAAAGAAAAGUAGCUGAUCUUGAGCAUAGAUUGGAGGAACAAACAGCCAGAGUUAAAAGCGUUCUUGUGGAUGAGAAAGACAUACAACAUAAAAAGGCUGAAGUUGCUGAACUUGCUAAAGCCCGUGAUAGAGCAGCAGAAGCGGCUGAUGAAGCACGUGGAAAAGUAGAUGAAAUAAAUACUAAGAUUCAGGAGGUUUAUAAUCGAAUUGUUGGUCCUUAUCAAAAAGAGCUUGACGAAGUUCGAGCAAGGAAAGAAAACGCAUCGAAAGGAGCAACAAAAGAGCAGAGUGUUCUCAAUAAUGCUCAGCGAAAUAUGAAUAAAGCAUUGAGCAGGAAAAAUGAUCUUGAAAGUGAUCAGCGUGAAACUGAUGAAGCAAUCAAGAAACUUGAAUUAACUGAGGAUACUCAUGAAGCGGAUAUUAAUCGGCUAACAAAAGAAAAAAUACAACAAGAGAAAUUGAUGAAAGAAGCUGAAGUUAAAGUGAAGGAGGCAUUCAACAAAAAUUCUGAAUUGGAUGCUGAAGAAGUUGGGCUUAAGAAGAAAUGUGCUGAUUUGACACGUUCUCUUCUCGAACGAUUGAGAUUUCUGGAGCAUAAACAAGGGAAACUAACCAUGAUUGAGAGCAAGAUCAAAACACUGCAUUUGUCCUAUGUGAAAUGUUUGGAUCGUUUACCGGAGUCACUUCAAUCGAGCGAGGAAGAAGAUGACGACUAUGCAUUACAGGAAGCUCUGAGAGUUGAGCACCAAUUUUUCAAAAAAUUGAAGAAUGGUGAGAUUACUAUCGAAGCUGAUAAGGACGGUAUCGUACGCUACAAAAAUGUGCCUGAAUAUUCUGAAGAAGAAAUCAAAAAUUUCAAUCUGCAGGACAUGAAAUUUACAUUAGCAAAUUUGGAAAAGCGGAAGGCUGGUAAAAUGCUGAACACAAAUGGUUUGUUGGAGUAUGUCACAAAGCUGGAGCGUUAUGACCGUGAAGUUGAAGCUUUAUCCGAUAUAUCAACGAAACGUGAUAAACAUCGUCAAUUUUGCGAGCACUUAAAGAAGCAACGGAUGAAUGAAUUCAUGGACGGUUUCACACGGAUUGGUUUAGCAUUAAAAGAAAUGUAUCAGAUGAUAACGUUAGGUGGUGAUGCUAGCUUGGACUUGGUUGAUUCACUUGAUCCAUUCAGUGAAGGUGUUUCUUUCGGCGUGAGACCACCGAAAAAAUCAUGGAAGCAAAUUACUAAUUUGUCAGGUGGUGAAAAAACUUUGUCAUCAUUAGCUCUAGUUUUUGCGUUGCAUUAUUAUCGACCAACACCAUUGUAUGUUAUGGAUGAGAUUGAUGCUGCUCUGGAUUUUAGAAAUGUAUCAAUUAUCGGGCAUUAUAUAAAGGAUCGCACUAAAAAUGCACAAUUUAUCGUUAUUUCUUUGCGGAAUAAUAUGUUUGAAUUAGCGGAUCGUCUUAUUGGUAUUUACAAGACAUUUGAUUGUACAAAAUCUGUUGCUAUCGAUCCUGGAAGUAUCAGGAAUAUAAUUAAGCCGCUUCAUAUUUUGGAAGAAAUGAAAAGACAUAAAGGGAAGGACGGUGAAAAACAUGCAGAUGGAAAAUACGAAUUUCAGUUGCAAACUAAAGAAAUGGAUAGCCAUACCAGUUCUUUAAAAAUGAAGAUGAAAAAUACGCAAGGAUCUAAAACGCCUUCAGUGGUCACUGAAGAUUUGUCCGUUAGUCGAGCACCAUCCAGUCGAGGAAGCGAUUACAAUGUGAUGUUGGAGAAAAGAAAACAUGCGAAUAAUUCCGACAAAAAUAUUCGAACUUUAAAGGGCAAUCAGCCAUCUGUCUCACGAGAAACCACACCUACGGUUUCAGUAUCUCCACCAACGAAGAAAAAAUCUCCGCAAAAAUCUGAAAUUCCUACCUGGGAUGUACCACAGACUAUCACAGUGCGUCGUUCGCGAGCUGGACCUCCUGGUGACCAGGAUGAAAAAAAUGGUGAUAGUAUAAUUAAUAAAAGCACGAAAGAGGCAGAUGAUACCUGUAGAAUGGAAAAUGUUCUUUCGAAGGAUACUUCUGGUGUCAUUUCACAAUUAGAAGCAGGAGUUGCUCAGCCAUCGAAUUUACAGCAAUCAGUUGCAAAUACUGUAUCAGAUACAGAUCGAUUGGAACAGUUUGCACAAAUGUUAUGA
Molecule: messenger RNA, 4647 nt
Organism: Cercopithifilaria johnstoni
Lineage: Eukaryota; Metazoa; Nematoda; Chromadorea; Rhabditida; Onchocercidae
Source: the annotation of a GenBank genome assembly